UUAUAGUUUAAUUAUUCGAAAAUAUAACAAUAUAAUUCAACAACAUUGUUCGAAAAUGGUUCGUUUAACAAAAGAACAAAAAGAUUUUUAUGCCAAAAAUGGUUUUAUUAAAUUAUCGAAUAUUUACUCAAACGAAGAUAUGGAUCGAUUAAGCAAAGAAUAUGAUGAUUUAUUUACUAGAAAAAAUAUUGAUGAUAUGGAAGCAGCAUGGAAAGGAAACGAUAUGAAGAAACAAGCAAAUUUUAUUAAUUAUUCGGUAAAAUCGCUACAUAAUUUACAAAUGCACUCUUCAAUUUUCACUGAAUUCAUAACCAAUCAAAAUAUGUUAGAAGCUUUGGAAGAUAUUAUGGGAACACCCAAUAUAUUAUUACAUCACACAAAAGCUCACUUAAAACCACCAGAAAAUGGAGCUCCUUACUUAAUGCACCAGGAUUACCAUUACUUCCCUUUCAAAAAUGAUUCUAUGGUAGCGGUAUUCAUACAUUUAGAUGACACAACACCUGAAAAUGGUGGAUUAGCUGUAUAUCCUGGAAGUCAUUUAUUAGGACCACAAGAGGAUGUUGGUGUUAUUGAGAAAGGAGAAUCAUAUCAUUAUUUGGAUCAAAAAAAAUUCCCAUUGGAAAAAGCAACUCCAAUUUCGGCUAAAAAAGGAGAGAUUGUAGUCUUUUCUUAUUUAUUGAUACAUGGAAGUUACUUAAACUUAAGUGAACGCACUAGAAGAAUGUUAUUAGUUCAAUUAAUGUCCGCUGACGACGAACCAUUGAAAGAUGUACAUAAAUCACCAUGUCAAGGUUUAGUAUUACGUGGAAAGAAUGUAACUCGUGAGGGAGCAAUGGCUAAAAGAUUUGUGGCUUAAAUUAUCGAAUAAUAUUUUCCUUAUCAAAUAUCUAUUUUUUUAAUAAAAUUUAAAAAACA
Chrysoperla carnea is the source of this 915-nucleotide messenger RNA. Its product is annotated as probable alpha-ketoglutarate-dependent hypophosphite dioxygenase. NCBI's taxonomy places the organism in Eukaryota, Metazoa, Arthropoda, Insecta, Neuroptera, Chrysopidae. The coding region runs from base 56 to 856 and encodes 266 amino acids. Gene Ontology annotation, molecular function: phytanoyl-CoA dioxygenase activity. The transcript has 4 exons. The record is from RefSeq and is a predicted model, not a curated record. Gene Ontology annotation, biological process: fatty acid alpha-oxidation.